AUAUCCCCGGAAGUAGUUAAUGCGGUUGUCAUGGCCGCCAGGCUGAUGUUCGUCCGAGUAGUUGGUCUGAAGAGGGUCCCGCAGCUGCGGGUUCCCCAGGCGCCGGACCUGAUUGGCCCUUUCCGAAGUAGCUUCCUCGGUGCUUCUAGCCUGGGCCGCUGGCUCCCAGAGGCUGUUUGGAAUUCAAACAGAUGCAGCAUCUCUACAACAGCAGCUCCUGCUAAGGCAGAGGAAGAUUUGUUUUACAAGUGGUUCCUAUUCCUCAUUCCUGUGACUGCCUUUGGCCUGGGAACAUGGCAGGUCCAGCGUCGAAAGUGGAAGCUGAAGUUAAUUGCAGAGCUAGAAUCGAGAAUUGCAGCUGAACCUAUCCCUCUUCCUGCAGAUCCAAUGGAGCUAAAGGACUUGGAAUAUAGACCUGUGAAGGUCAGGGGGCAUUUUGACCACUCCAAGGAACUGUACAUUUUGCCUCGAACCAUGGUGGACCCAGCACGAGAGUCCUGGGAUUCAGGACGAAUGUCCUCCACAUUGGAAAGUGGUGCCAAUGUUGUUACUCCUUUCCAUUGUACUGAUUUGGGGAUCACAAUCCUAGUGAAUAGAGGAUAUGUUCCUAGGAAAAGAAUAAAUCCAGACACUCGGCAAAAAGGCCAGAUUGAGGAUGAAAUUGAUCUCAUUGGGAUGGUGAGAUUGACAGAAACCCGGAAACCUUUUGUUCCUGAAAACAAGCCAGAGAAGAACCGAUGGCAUUACCGUGACCUGGAGGCUAUGGCAAAAGUCACAGGCGCUGAGCCCAUAUUCAUUGAUGCCAAUUUCAAAAGCACAGUCCCUGGAGGGCCCAUUGGUGGCCAAACAAGAAUAACCCUGAGGAAUGAACACAUGCAAUACAUCAUUACUUGGUAUGGACUGUCCGCAGCAACAUCAUAUAUGUGGUUUAAGAAGUUUGUUCGAUUGCAGUAACAGCAGCGAAGAGUGUUGGCAUGUAACCAUGGACAAACAUAGAAAUUUUGUAUUGAUGUUUUGCUUUUAAUAGCAUCUGUGAUUAAUUUGUAAAUAUUUUUUAAAUUACAAAUAAAGGCUCCUUUAAUGAUA
Messenger RNA from Antechinus flavipes (yellow-footed antechinus), 1086 nucleotides. Its product is annotated as surfeit locus protein 1. The record is from RefSeq and is a predicted model, not a curated record. Gene Ontology annotation, cellular component: mitochondrion; membrane. Bases 31 to 954 code for a protein of 307 amino acids. Lineage: Eukaryota; Metazoa; Chordata; Mammalia; Dasyuromorphia; Dasyuridae. The transcript is spliced from 9 exons. Gene Ontology annotation, biological process: mitochondrial respiratory chain complex IV assembly.